This is a messenger RNA of Carlito syrichta (Philippine tarsier), 543 nucleotides long. RefSeq names its product claudin domain containing 2 (gene CLDND2). The transcript has 4 exons. The record is from RefSeq and is a predicted model, not a curated record. NCBI's taxonomy places the organism in Eukaryota, Metazoa, Chordata, Mammalia, Primates, Tarsiidae. Gene Ontology annotation, cellular component: plasma membrane.
AUGGGGGUGAGGCGAAGCCUUCAGAGUGGGGGCACUUUGCUCAGCUUCUUGGCCAACAUCCUCACGAUGCUCUCCACUGCCACCAACUACUGGAUCCGCUACGACCAGGGCCACAGUGGCCUGUGGUAGGAGUGCAGUCGCGGCACCUGCUCCAACAUUCCCCGCCAGACCACGCUGACCGUGUCGGCGGCGUGCAUGGUGCUGGCGGCGGGCUUCGGCGUCGUGGGCAUGGUCCUGGGGCUGCGGAUUGUGUGUCACCAGGGCGAGUCGCUGCGGGGCCAGACGACCAGCGCCUUCUUCCUCCUAGGAGGGCUGCUGCUGGUGACCGCCUUGAUAGGCUACACGGUGAAGAAUGCGUAGAAGAACGACGUCUUCUUCUCCUGGUCCUAUUUUUCUGGGUGGCUGGCUUUACCCUUCUCAGUUCUCUCGGGCUACUGCUUUCUGCGGGCAGACAUGAUCCUGCAGAGCACCGACGCCAUCAGUGGGUUCCCCGUGUGCCUGUGACCGCAGCCUGCCCGGGGCAGAAUAAAGGAAUGGCUUUUA